This is a messenger RNA of Pelobates cultripes (western spadefoot toad), 633 nucleotides long. The record is from the annotation of a GenBank genome assembly. Lineage: Eukaryota; Metazoa; Chordata; Amphibia; Anura; Pelobatidae.
AUGGCGCGACAACAAGCACCCACGAUGGGUUGGGAGCUGACGGAGAGAGAGGACCAGACGACACCACUACCGAAGGUUUCACCACUGAACCUCACUGGGACAGACCAAUACUGUAAGUAUUCCCCGGCUCGGCUGACAUACUGGUCCAAUAACGUCCAGGGACUCAAUACACCAGAAAAGCGCGCACACCUGCACCGACGGCUGUGGACAGCAAAAGCGUCCGUGGUGUUCCUGCAGGAAACACACCUCAGAGGCAGAGGUGCACCCAAGCUGGAAAACCGAUGCUACCCACAGGGAUUCUACGCGAACCGAACUGACGCCAAGAAAGCAGGGGUGGCGAUUCUUAUCGCACACACGACACCAUUCCAAUGCACGGAAACCCAAGCAGACCCCAACGGACGAUAUCUAUUCCUCAAGGGGACAAUCGUAGACCAUGUAUACACCUUCGCCUGCCUGUAUGGGCAAAACAAACAACAGCACACCUUCUUGAGCAGGACACUGACCAAGCUGGAGAGAUUCAGGGAGGGCCUGUUGGUGAUGGCUGGAGACUUAAACCUGCCACUGGACCCCCAAAUGGACACCUCCAGAGGCCAGAGCGCGAUCCCCACACACUGCCUGCAUGCGGCACAAUGA